AUGUGGCGCCCUACUCUAGCCUCGAAUCAUCGCCCAACAGUCAGCGCUGCUCUUUUUGAUUUGCUUUUCAACAUCUCAGCGGCGAUACGAGUUGUUCCGCCGACCUGCAAUAACAUCGCUGCUACCGCAAGCCGGAGACAUACGCCAGCAAACCGCGUUGACAAGGUCCUCACCCUCCAGGACCGUCGCACCCUCGGAUACGCCGAGUAUGGUAAUCCGAAAGGGUUCCCACUGCUAUAUCUCCAUGGCUUUCCAUCGUCGCGCCUUGAGGGGUCUGCGUUCGACGACAUCGCCUGGCGGCGGAAUCUCCGCAUUAUUGAGCCGGAUCGACCCGGGUACGGCCUAUCUGCAUUCCAGCCAAACCGCCGGAUACUGGACUAUCUCGAAGACACGCAGUCGCUUGCGGACCACUAA
This is a messenger RNA of Aspergillus nidulans FGSC A4, 414 nucleotides long. RefSeq names its product alpha/beta fold hydrolase. Lineage: Eukaryota; Fungi; Ascomycota; Eurotiomycetes; Eurotiales; Aspergillaceae. The coding region runs from base 1 to 414 and encodes 137 amino acids. The record is from RefSeq and is a predicted model, not a curated record. The transcript is spliced from 2 exons.